Melitaea cinxia (Glanville fritillary) is the source of this 1575-nucleotide messenger RNA. RefSeq names its product putative inorganic phosphate cotransporter. The record is from RefSeq and is a predicted model, not a curated record. The transcript is spliced from 9 exons. The coding region runs from base 1 to 1569 and encodes 522 amino acids. Lineage: Eukaryota; Metazoa; Arthropoda; Insecta; Lepidoptera; Nymphalidae. Gene Ontology annotation, molecular function: transmembrane transporter activity. Gene Ontology annotation, biological process: monoatomic anion transport; transmembrane transport.
AUGGAUAACUUGCUGUCGAACGAAGAUAAAAAUAGAAGCGAGAAGAAAACUUCUGCUAUGGUAUCGUUAUUACGAUCAUGUUGCAUAAUUCCACAGCGCUAUACAUUUGCAAUAGUUGCAUUAAUUGGCCUUUGUAAUGCAUUCACAAUGCGUACAACUUUGAACGUUGCAAUCACGCAAAUGGUUAGACACAGACGCUUAGGGAGAGAAAAUUUAGAUCCAGAUGCAUGUCCAAGUGAUAUAGUACUUAAUACUACUACUCUCAUCACUAAUCCAUAUGCAAUGUUCGACUGGGAAGAAAAGACACAAGGUCUCCUUUUAAGCGGUUUUUAUUACGGAUACUGUUUAUCACAAGUUUUAGGUGGAUAUUUAGCACUUAAAUUUGGUAGUAAAUGGGUAUUAGGUGUUGGACUCUUAAGCACGGCAAUAUUCACUUUUUUGACGCCGAUUAUCACACGAAUGGGUGGAUCAACUUGGUUAUUUAUUCUUCGAAUUUUGGAGGGAAUAGGAGAGGGGCCUACAAUGCCUGCAUUAGCUCACAUGAUGGCAAGAUGGAUACCACCACAUGAAAGGUCGAUUUUAUCAGCAAUCAUUUUCGGAGGUGGUCAAUUUGGAAACAUAUUCGGACCAGUCAUAUCUGGAAUUUUAUUAGAUAAUAAUAGAGAUUGGGCUUAUGUGUUUUAUUUCUUCGGAGGUUUUGGUUUAAUUUGGUUUACCUUAUGGACCCUUUUAUGCUAUAGCGAACCAACUGAACACCCAUUUAUAUCUAAAAAGGAAUUAGAAUACUUAAACCUAAUUCUGCCGAGAGCUAAGGAAAGUAAUAAAAGGGAUCCCGUACCUUGGAAGGCCAUUAUAAGAUCACCGCCAGCGUGGGCUAUGCUUGUCGCUAAUGUGGGACACGAUUGGGGACUUUACACUAUAAUAUCAGACCUCCCAAAAUAUAGCCACGACGUUUUAAAAUUCAACAUAGCAGCUACUGGUAUUCUGUCUGGCUUACCUUUUAUGGCGAUGACGCUUUGUGCUACGCUUUUUGGUAUUAUUUGCGAUUUAGGUAUUAGAAAAAAAUGGCAUAGCGUAAAAACAGCAAGGAAAAUAUACACUAGUAUAGCCGCAACAGGACCAGCGAUAUUCAUCAUUCUAGCUUCAUAUUCUGGGUGUAAUCGGAAUGCGGCGAUGGUCUACUUUAUAAUUUCAAUGGGACUUAUGGGCGCAUAUUAUAGCGGAAUGAAGGUGAACGUUUUGGAUGUGGCACCUAACUACGCUGGAACAUUAACAUCUUUCAUAAACACAGUAUCCACAUUAGCUGGCAUUAUAACGCCGUACUUGACUGGACUAUUAACACCCGAUUCAACUCUGGUACAAUGGCGUACAUCAUUUUGGGUUUGUUUUGUGAUGCUAGUUGGGAGUAACAUAAUAUACUGCAUCUGGAUGAAAGAGGAGCAGUUGUGGUGGGACGAUAUAAAAAAAUUUGGCUAUCCACCUGGGUGGAAACACGGUCCCCUUACAAAAGAUGAAGAGUCAAAAAGUCCUCAAGAUGUCGAAUUAAUUGAAAAAAAUAUAGGAUCUUAAUAAUUA